UCACAUCACCACUGCCUUCUCUGUCCCUCCCUCUCUCUCUCUCUCUCUCUCUCUCUCUCUAUCCUUGAAAAAGAUUCCUCUCUCUCUCUCUCUCUCUCUCUUUCUCAGCUGGUCCUCCCGUCACUCUCAAUCACGCGGCGUCUCGACGGCUUCGAGCUCGUUCUCUGCAGCGAUGGUGAUAGGAUAGUUAGUCCGCUCCCAUUGGCACGACAGACUUACGGAGAGAUAUCUCGCAGACCGUCUCCAGAUGAUUAUGGAAGCAGAGAUACUUGGAUAGAAAGAAGCCUGCUUUAGCUUCUGCCUUGGGGGGAAAAUCCUCUUAUGGCCAUACGGUAGAGGUUCUAUUUUCAUGUAACUGGGACUGGGAUGCUUGUUUCAGUAAUCUCCUGGCUUUGAUGUCGUAAGGAGGGAAAAAAAUGAUGACAUAUGAGCAAGAUCCAGAUGUUGUUCAGUGGGGUCUCCGGUUCUUCGAAAGCGACCCCUAUUCAGAUUGCGGAUAUUGUGAAACUGAGACGCAAGAAGAUGCGGGCUGUUACCAAGGGCACUAUGUUGAGGAAGAUCAUUAUGGCAUCCAAUGCAACAACAUCGAUAGUGAUGAGCUUCUAGCGCAUGCUCUCCAAGAGGAAUUAUCACAGCUUGCAGUCACCGAAACACCUGGGUCUCCAAGUGCGGUGUCAGAAGAAUUACAACCAUCUUUCUUUUCACAUGAUUGGCAUGGCCACUCCAUUGGAAGCUAUGGGUCCGGGCAGGAGGAAUCAGAAGAUGUCACGCAUUCAAGUUCUUGCUCCAGUCCUGAAGAAAAAGUGUACAGUGGGGAGGAUUGGCCAUAUUCCUUGGAGCUGGCAGAUGAGUAUGCUUAUGAUGGUGAAGUGGGCAAAAGGUUGAAUCAGAUGGUUCCAGUUCCACAUGUUCCCAGGAUCAAUGGUGAGAUUCCCUCAGUGGACGAAGCAACUUUAGAUCAUCAAAGGCUACUAGGGAGACUGCAGCUUUAUGGUUUGGUCGAGCAUAAAGUUCAAGGAGAUGGGAAUUGUCAGUUUCGUGCUCUUUCUGACCAGAUAUAUCGCAUACCAGAGCACCAUGAAUUUGUGAGACAGCAAAUUGUGAAUCAGCUAAAGUCCCAUCCAGAGAUAUACGAGGGAUAUGUUCCCAUGGCCUAUGAUGAGUAUUUGGAGAAGAUGUCCAUGAAUGGCGAAUGGGGUGAUCAUGUGACUUUACAAGCUGCUGCAGAUUUGUACGGGGUGAAAAUAUUUGUCAUAACAUCUUUCAAGGACACAUGCUACAUUGAAAUUCUCCCAAGUGAUCAGAGGUCUAAACGAGUUAUCUUUUUGAGCUUCUGGGCAGAGGUUCACUACAACUCAAUCUACCGGGAAGGAGACGAUCCUGCAUUCAAGACCAAGAAGAAGAAAAAGUGGCGGAAACAAGCAUAUGGAUACGAUUGACGACUACUGAUAGUUGGACGGUGUGGACAAGAUCCCCACUGCAGUACAGUCGCAGCAGAAGCUUCAUGGUCUGCAUCUAUGCUCCCGCAUCAUCAGACUCUUUCUUAGAUUUCCUGCAGACCAGAGCAGCCGCUCUCGUUUGGUUCGAUUCUUCAAUAAACCUGAGUUCUCAUCUGCUAGAAUUCUUGUGUUGGUCUUGGUAGAUUCAAAUCUUAUCUUUGUGUUUGAUCUGAAUUGUUGCACCUCUCUUUGCACUUGCCGGAGCUUGUUCAUGCAAAUUUUUGGCAAUUGCAAGAACGAGUUUGGGCUUCCAAGUUACUGAUCAAUAAAUCGCUCCGAUCUUCAAUUAUUCUUCUUCA
Punica granatum (pomegranate) is the source of this 1798-nucleotide messenger RNA. NCBI's taxonomy places the organism in Eukaryota, Viridiplantae, Streptophyta, Magnoliopsida, Myrtales, Lythraceae. The record is from RefSeq and is a predicted model, not a curated record.